Molecule: messenger RNA, 4534 nt
Organism: Setaria italica (foxtail millet)
Lineage: Eukaryota; Viridiplantae; Streptophyta; Magnoliopsida; Poales; Poaceae
Exons: 3
Coding region: 356-1468 (370 amino acids)
Source: RefSeq, a predicted model, not a curated record
UAAUUGGGAAUUUUUUUAUAUCGACUAAAUUUCCUAUUUCCGGCUCUUGAAAUCGCCCCACCCCCUAAUUUCUCCGCUCGUCAAAUCCUCCUCGCCGUGUGCUGGCGAAUCACCGAGGUCUCCUCUCUCCGGCGGCGAGUCGUCGAAUCGCCCCGCCUGUACGGCCGCCACGUCGCAGACGCCGGCCGCGCUCCUCCGUCGACCGAGGAAGAAGAACGGGAGCCGACGGCCUCUGGCGGUUCCACCGGAGAACGGCAGGCAAGCGGCCACUCGCGCGCCCCGCGCCGCGUCGAUUGGCAUUGGAUUUGCCGAUCCAUUGCUUCCGUUUGUUGAGUUCUUGAAGCAAAACAAUCCGAUGAGAUUCUUCAAGGGAAGCAAGGUGGAGGUAUUGCAGGAGGCAGAGGUGCCCUUUGGUUCUUGGAGGCCUGGUGAGAUAGUCUCUGGCAAUGGACACACCUACUUGGUGAGAUACGAUGAAAGUCCGGUUGACUUUGGCGUGGCUGUUGAAAGGGUGCCAAGAAGGUUGAUGAGACCUUGCCCUCCAGCGGAUGAUCCAGUAUGCUGGGCUGUGGGUAGUAUUCUUGAGGCCUUUGAUAGCUACUCGUGGAAGGUUGCGGAGGUGGUGAGAGUGCUGGGCAAGAAGCAUUAUCUUGUCCGGCUCCUUGGGUCCUCCCUGGAGUCGAGGGCACAUGCAUCGGAUCUUCGAUUGAGGAAGCUGUGGCUAGAUGACAAAUGGAUUGUGACUCAGAAGUAUUCCGCAAAAUGCUUGGAUGGUUCAUUCAGAGGUCGAUCAAAAGAUGGAAACUUAGGCUGCAACUUGGUAAUGGACAGCCAUAUUCAACUUGAAAACCAGAAUGCUUUUGAGGGUGCUACAUCUAGAGGCAUUAAGAGAAAGUCGUCUGCUAUAACAACACAUCCUCAAUGCAGUGAAAUCACAAAGAAAUUGCGGACACCGCAUAGAGAUGGAAGACACUCGAAGCUGGUUGAUAGAGGUUCACUCCGUUUGGCUGAAAAGGUAGAUGCUGUUGAUUCCCCAUGCUUUAUGCUGGGUGAGAAAUACACGCAUGCUAGUUAUAAAGGGCAUACUAUAACAGCUGAAGAUUUUAGUGACACUGAGAGUAUAUCAUCCUCUGUUGCUAGCUGUAGUCCUAACAGUAGCCCCCAUAAAUCACAGCAUUAUAAUUUGGUCUACCAAACUGGAGAUAUCUGUAGUAGAACUGAUGAUGAUGAGGCUUCUACAUCUGAAAGAGAAACAUCAGAACAUGAUAACCAUGGAUCAAGGGAAGAAACCCAUUUACUGGAGUUGCAUGCUUAUCGUGCAACAAUGUUAGCCUUGUAUGCUUGUGGGUCAAUUAGCUGGGAGCAGGAGGCUUUGUUGACUAACCUAAGGUUAACAUUGAACAUCUCAACUGAUGAACAUCUAGCUGAAUUGAGGAGUUUGGUUACCCAUGCUGUUACUUCCAGAUAGCUAUUGUAGUUACUUUCUUGGUGACAUUUUCAUAUCUUUCUAUCUUGAAAUUGUUGUAAGUUGGGAAAUCUCAUUAAGGGUUUGAGGUGUUGGAGUACUUUAUAUGUAGUAUUACUUGUGAAAAGAGUUAGUGGGGAAAUUUUGUACUACAGAUAUGCCAAGAUUUCUGAAAUUUUGCGACACUCUCAAUCUGUUUCUGUUCUUCAUACUGAAAUGCCUUUGUGUUUUUAGCUUUGCAUUAGCUUAUUUUUUAUGUUUAACACUACCAAUAUCCCUGAUUGUGCUUAUGACUGAACAUUACAAUAUUUUGAUCAAAGCAUGUGCAAACAGCUACUGUUAUCUCAAAGGUACAUAUAAGUCUCCUUCAGGAAGUGAUGUUGUGUAAAUGGUAGUCUUUGUGGUGUCAAUGGUCUUACUCGUGUUUUGCUAUAUUUGUCUCCGAAGGUCAUGAAAAUUUGUGAGUAUGGAGAGUGAAACAUCUGUAUAUACUCUUUGAGUCCUGACAUUGUUUUGUCUAGUGUGCUGACUUCCUAAUGCAUUUUUCUGUUAUUCAGUAGCAGCUGUUGUGAAUGGACAGUUCCACUUUCAGAUUGUUCUUGACAAAUUUUGCAACAGCAAAAACUGGAAAAAAGGAAAUCUGAUACUUCUCAUGAACUUUCCAGGGCCGAGGUUGGAGGCUUGUAAAGCAUCCUUCCAUAGGGUCAUGUAGAUGGAGGAGUCUGCCACAUGGUUUGCAGUGCGAUAAAUGUGGCGACAUUUCCAUCGAACUUCCAUUGGUACUUCAUUCGUUUUCAAUAUUUUUUUGGUUUUAGGAUAGUGUGCCAAGAUAAUUCAUCACAACAUUAAUGAACUGUAGUUUCCAUGUGAGCUUCCAUACCUUAUGCUCACAAACAAUAGAACAACGACCUAAAGAGCACUUAGUUUGAUUACUUAUAAAAUAUAAGUAUAGCAACACAAAAGAGCUGUCCGGUGUGGCUACUAGUAUGUACUUACCUCAAACUUGUACCUGAAGAUUUAUAAUGAUCUUUUUGUUCGAAAUUAAGGUCAAGCAGGGUCAGAAUUGCGGUUCCAAACUAAUGACGGUUGCUGGAUAAAAAAGGUCAAAUUGGAUUGGUUUAUGAUCCAAAGACAAAAAGGUGAUCUGUCUGUUUGCGUGAUUUUUCACAAAACUGGCAUGCUCCCUCUUUGGUAAGUGCUACUGGAACUUUUUUUAAAAUCCUUGUUUUGAGGACGAAGACUUUGAGAGAUGAUGGUGACAAGGUAAACUAAAAUAUAUUUUUUAUUACUGUUCCUUUCACUUAAUGAGGCAACCAACAGUCUUAGCUGUUUUAUGCACAUUAUGGUAAACAGUGCUCAAAUUAUCAGUAAGUUAAAAUGCAAUUGAUACCCACCCUUCAAAAGUAACAGUUAUUGAGGUCGGCAGUUAUGGGUUGCUUGCAUAGAGUUUACAGAUUCAUUCUAUUGAAGUUAAGAAGUCAUUAUUUCAAGACACGUUACAGUAUGCAGAUUGUUUAAGUUAAAAAUCAUAUAGAAAUGGUAAAAUGUGGAGUAGAGCUAGAAGCUAUUACCUUAACCAGCAGAAUUGUGCUAUACUAUCAUUAGGGCCAUAUAUGAGUGUUUGCCUAAGAAAUCAUGCAUUCACGCAUAGGAUAAGGUGCUGUUCCAUGAAUGGUUAUCAUUACUUGGAAUAGUAAUAUCCCAUGUAUGCUUGAAAUCUAUUUGAAGAUCUAUCUUAGCGAACAUUUACAAUUACUUAGCAUUCCAUGAUAUGCUUGUUCUCUGUCAGUAACAGGUUUUGUGUUCAACACUUGGCGGUUUUAAACUGUCUAAAAUUGUUUUUAUACUCCAUGCAUAAAUGGAGUAUUAUUAGAUUACUGGGAAAAAUGCAUUGCAGGGUUCAACUCAAUAAUUGUAAUUAUAAAUUGAUGCAUAUUCUCUUAUGUCAGAUCAUUGCUUCCAUGAUCAAGGGGUCCAUUUCAGACAGAUUCUCUGUAAGGAUAUUGUGUUAUGAUGCAGUGCCAAUUUGUUUACAAGAUUUUAAUCCAUUACAUGGUUAUUGCAAAGGGAAAUCCUGAACAAUUUUCUGCUUUGAUAAGCUUUCAACGUGCAAUGUUGCCUGCACUUCUGCAAAGGGAUAUUAUCAUGUAAAGGAAAGUGGUUUAGGUGAAGGGUGUGAAAAUCAAACAUACAAGUCCCAAAAGUGGGCUAUUUGGUGUUGAUCUGCAUGGUCAUACAUAUUUGUUUCAUUGCGCAUGCUCAUACAACCAUAUUGUGUUUAAUCUUUUUUGGAGAAAUUGUUUUUUUCCAAUGCAAUUUUUUAUCUGGUAUGCUGGCAUUUGUGGAAGUAGGGGAGGUUUUUAUUCUGCAGGGGUAACUGAUUUGUUAAUGACACUGACAAUCAAUAUACUCUAUCAUUUUAUUAGUAGGUCCUUUAAAGCUUAUACAAAUGUGGGCUCAGGGUUUGCAAUUGAUUUCUGUGUACACAAGAUUACAUUUUGUUGCCUUAUUGCAUUAUUAAGGAAAACUAGCAGGUAGGUCUGUAUAGUGUUACGGCUGUUGAGAAAACAUACUUGUAGCAUUAUUAAGGAAAAGCUUAUCUGUUCUAGUGUUUUGUUGGGAUGUUUCUAAUCCAGACAUUGUAGUUCAUGAAAGAUUUGCUGGAGAAUUCUUUGCAACCUUACUUUUGUGCUCAAGGCCUUUGAAGCUGCUGUACUCGAAGCCCACCUAGUCCUUCAAUUUCUAUUGGUGAUGUAACAGAUAAUAUAUAUACUUGGAUGGUGUAUUGCUGACAUUCGCCUUUUUUCAGAAGUGACAUGGUAAAUUAUUAAACAAAAAGAAGUGACAUUGUAGGCCCACCUGGUGGUUCUGAUGUAGCCAGAAGUAAGUUAGUCAAUGUUACAAGUACAAGAGAGGAAUUUCUACGUGGCCCACCUUUUAUCUCAUUAUUAUAUCCCAUUGAAAGUUUGAAACACACUGUUCUUGCUUGUUUGGAAACUCAUGUACCUACAUUUGAACCUCGUAACAUUGCCCUUUGAAAUUCAGCUGAUAUUUAUGCUCCGUGUUUAA